AUGUCUGCAAAACCGUCGGCGUCCCACCACGAAAACGCCCUCCCAGCGGGGGCAACAAUCACCUCGUCAGCCUUGGAUGACGCCGAGAAAGGCAUCUACGACAGCACGCCCGGCCUGCCGGUGCUCUCGUCGCCGGCCUCCGCUCACGUCGACGAGAAGAAGGAGCUCGCCUUAAUAAGCCCGACCAGCGAUGCCACUGCAGCCUCGCCACGUCCGGCCCAACCAGCGGCUAAGAAGCCGACAAAACGGAAGGUCAGCAAAUGGGUACUCUUCCGACUCUGGUUCAACACGUAUCGCAAGUUCUUCACCUUCGUGACCCUUCUCAACCUCACGGGCAUCAUACUCGCCGCGCUCGGCCACUUCCCCUACGCAGAAAACCACCUCGGCGCGCUCGUGCUCGGCAACCUCCUCUGCGCGGUGCUUUUCCGGAAUGAGCUGUUCAUGCGGUUCUUGUACACCAUUGCCAUUUAUGGGCUGCGAAGUUGGGCUCCGCUAUGGCUGAAGCUGGCCGUGACCUCCAUUCUCCAGCACGUCGGGGGUAUCCACUCGGGUUGCGCGCUCUCUGGCGCCAGGCAAGUAAACGAAUUGCUUUGGCUGGUGUACAAAGUCGUCGACAUCAUCAUCUACCGCUCGACCCAGCACCCGGCUAUCAUCGCUACGGGCAUCAUUACCAACGUCGCGGUCAUAAUAUCAGUGCUGAGCGCGUUCCCAUGGGUGCGAAACAACUACCACAACACGUUCGAGAGACACCACCGAUUCAUCGGCUGGUUGGGCCUCGCGUCUACUUGGGUUUUCGUGAUCCUGGGUAACUCUUACGACUUCAAGUCCGGGGAAUGGCGGCCCGAGACCUACUCCCUGCUCAACGCGCAGGAGCUAUGGUUUGCCGUGUUUAUGACGAUAUUCAUCCUCAUCCCCUGGUUGACACUAAGGGAGGUCCCCGUUGAAGUCGAAAUCCCGUCGCCCAAAGUCGCCAUCCUCAAGUUUCAGCGGGGGAUGCAGCAGGGGCUGCUCGGGCGCAUCAGCCGCACCUCCCUGAUGGAGUACCACGCAUUUGGGAUUGUCAGCGAGGGCCGACAUUCCGGGUGCCACUAUCUCAUCUGUGGCGUGCAGGGGGACUUUACCAGGGAGCUGGUUGCCAACCCGCCCAAGACGGUGUGGACCCGCGAGCUCAAAUUCGCGGGCGUCGGCCACGCCUCGGCCAUGUUCAAGCGGGGCAUUCGAAUCUGCACGGGAACCGGUAUCGGGGCGGCGCUGUCCACCUGCAUCCAGAGCCCAAACUGGUUCCUGAUCUGGAUAGGCUCCGACCAGGAAAAGACAUUCGGGCCGACCAUCUCGGCCCUCAUCUACAACAACAUCCCGCCGGAGCGCAUGAUCCUGUGGGACUCCAAGAAGCGCGGCGGCCGCCCGGACACCGUCAAGCUGCUCAAGGAGGUCUGGUACAGUUUCGGCGCCGAGGUGAUCUUCAUCACCUCCAACAGGCAGGGCAACGACGAGAUGAUGCAGGGCUGCCUCGAAGCUGGUCUCCACAGCUUCGGGACCUUGUGGGAUUUCUAA
Thermothielavioides terrestris NRRL 8126 is the source of this 1554-nucleotide messenger RNA. RefSeq lists its product as uncharacterized. Lineage: Eukaryota; Fungi; Ascomycota; Sordariomycetes; Sordariales; Chaetomiaceae. Bases 1 to 1554 code for a protein of 517 amino acids. The record is from RefSeq and is a predicted model, not a curated record. The transcript is spliced from 10 exons.